AUGACUGUCUUCAAUAACUCUGCUCUAUAUCCUCAAUUCCUUCUAACAGGCUUUCAAGGAUUGGAAGCCAAGUAUAGUCUGAUCUCCCUUCCCAUCUGCCUGAUCUACAUUAUUUCAAUUGCAGGAAACAUCACCAUCCUCUUCAUCAUUAGGACAGAGCCCUCACUCCACCAGCCUAUGUACUACUUUCUCUCCAUGUUAGCCCUGGCAGACCUGGGUCUGUCUACUGUGACCCUGCCCACUAUGGUCAGUGUGUUUUGGUUCCAUGCUCGAGAUAUCUCCUUUGCUGCUUGUGCAGUCCAAAUGUACUUCAUUCAUGUGUUCUCUAUCACUGAGUCAGCUAUAUUGCUGGCCAUGGCAUUUGACCGUGUUGUGGCCAUCCGGGAGCCACUACGUUAUUCAGCUAUCCUCACUAAUAAUAUAAUCAUUAGGAUUGGACUUGCCAGUGCUGGAAGAGCCCUUAUCCUUCUCUUCCCAGUCCCUGUCCUCUUGAAAAGGUUGCAGUUCCAAAACAUCACUACCCUCUCCUACCCCUUCUGUCUGCACCAGGAUCUUAUCAAGCUGACAGUGUCCAGCCCGAGGAUCAGCAGCAUCUAUGGCCUCAUAGUAGUCAUCUCUUCAACGGGAGUAGACUCAGUAUUACUGCUUCUGUCCUAUAUACUCAUCCUGGUCACAGUGUUGAGUGUUGCCUCUAAGACAGAGCGUGCCAAAGCUCUCAACACCUGCAUAUCCCAUAUCUGUGCUGUGCUCAUCCUCUACAUACCCAUGAUUGGGUUAUCCAUAAUAAGUCGCUUUGGGCAAAAUGUCUCCCCAGUGCUCCAUGUGUUGAUGGCUGAUGUCUACCUGCUUGUCCCACCACUCAUGAACCCUAUUGUGUAUAGUGUCAAGACCAAGCAGAUUCGCCUGUGCAUCCUCAAGAAGUUCAUAAAACAGAAGGGAUAG
Messenger RNA from Monodelphis domestica (gray short-tailed opossum), 942 nucleotides. Its product is annotated as olfactory receptor 51L1-like. Gene Ontology annotation, cellular component: plasma membrane. Gene Ontology annotation, molecular function: G protein-coupled receptor activity; olfactory receptor activity. Lineage: Eukaryota; Metazoa; Chordata; Mammalia; Didelphimorphia; Didelphidae. Gene Ontology annotation, biological process: G protein-coupled receptor signaling pathway. The record is from RefSeq and is a predicted model, not a curated record.